Molecule: messenger RNA, 2080 nt
Organism: Cuscuta campestris
Lineage: Eukaryota; Viridiplantae; Streptophyta; Magnoliopsida; Solanales; Convolvulaceae
Source: the annotation of a GenBank genome assembly
GUAGAAGAAACCGAGAACCUUUCCACCGGCGUUCUUUCUCCUGGCUUCUUCGUGGUCCAUAAUUCCGGCAGAAGUAGUCAGCACAAUGUAUCCAAACUGUCUUGAUGGAAGCAACCUUGCAGUCCAACUUUCAAUGUCUUUCACGCCAACAUCAAAACGGGGACUGAUUACUCCACACUUGUUCAACCUCCCAUUCAGCUCAACUACAAUCUUUCCAGAUCUGUGAUCAUCGAAUACUCAAACUCCCCAAUGUAUCCAUGCUUCUGCAUCACCAUAAGAAACUUGAUAAUCACUUUUGAUGAAGGCCUGAUCAUGACCUGUCUCUUCCCCCUCUUCUCGGCAUUGUACAUGCUCUUGAGGGCAUCAUUCAACACGCUAAUCCUCACCAUCUCUUAGCAAGGAUGACGACGACUCCCGAGUCCUAAUGAGAGGAAGAAUUGGCGGCACACCCCUACUUCUAGUUUGGGGAUUACACUAGUUUAUAACGAGUAUUCAUGGUGACCUUUAACAAUGUCGUAUUAUUCAUUUUUUUUGACCGGCAAGACGACUUUGCCUCCGCCGCGGCCAAACCCUCCUCGACUCCCAGCAGGAAAAGCUUCGUCGCCGCUGCCCUCCGCGCCCCGUCCUUCAAGGUGGACACCUACUUCGCCUCCGAGCUCAAACACUCCGAGAAGAAGGCCCUCUCGGACCUCAAGAUCGGCCUCGCCUCCCUCGCCCCUGCCGCCUCCAUGUGGGGCAUCCCCCUCCUCUCAGGCGACGACCGCGCCGACGUCAUCCUCCUCAAGUUCCUCCGCGCCCGGGACUUCAACGUCCCUCACGCCCUCCACAUGCUGGCGAAAUGCCUGGCGUGGAGGAAGGAGUUCGGCGCUGACGAGGUGGCAGAGGAAGAGCUGGCCGGGUUCGAGGAACUCCAAGGGGUUGUGGCCUACAUGAACGGCUUCGACCGAUUCUUUGGAGGAGACGGGGAAGAAGACGGCGAGGAGAAGCUCAAGAGAUUCCUGAGAUGGAGGGUUCAAGUUCUUGAGAGAGGGAUAAAGCUUCUCCAUUUCAAACCGGGUGGGGUCAAUUCUCUGGUCCAAGUCACCGAUCUUAAGGACAUGCCCAAGAGAGAGCUUAGGGUCGCCUCUAAUCACAUCCUCUCCCUUUUCCAGGACAACUACCCUGAACUGGUCGCCCGCAAGUAUGGUGUACUCAAUGUUCAGUCCAUUCAUGAAGCAGAGGAUGAAGAGCAAGUUCCAAUAUGGGUUCAUAAUGGCUAUCAGUUUUGUGUGUCAAGAAUUGAGAAUGGAGGUGGAGCAGGAAAUCAUCAAACUUUGGGAAUGAAACGGCGUGUUCUAUUCGCCUACAUGUCUUUAUUUGCUGGAUCUGUUGUAGCUCUUGGAGUGAUAGUGUCCGCAAAACCAUUAGAUGAUUUAGGGUACAAGGGGUUGACUGUUGAUCAGAAUGUUGUUACCUCUCCUUAUGCAUCAUCUGUUUACCUUGGUUGGGCAGUGGCAUCUGCAAUUGCUUUAUUAGCUAGUGGCUUGUUGCCCAUCAUAUCAUGGUUUGUAACAUAUCGGUUUCCCCUCUCAUCUGGUAUUUCUGUUGGUAUAUUUGCAGCUGUUCUUGUGGCAUUUUGUAGUGUCUCGUAUUUGAAAGUUGUGAGUUUGAGGGUUGAUCAAGUCCCGAUGAAGGAAGACUUCUUGGCUGCAUUGCUUCCACUGUUAUGCAUUUUUGCAGUCCUUUCACUUUCUUCUGGUUUAUUUAAAUGGAAAGAUGAUAACUGAUAACUGGAAGCUUUAUCGAGGUGCCUAUAUAUUCAUUAUUAUUGGUCUUCUUCUUCAGCUUGGUGCCAUUUCGGCCAUCAUAGUUACAGUGCAUCCUUGGAGGGUUAGUCAAUACUAUUGGUUAAUUUAUCUCUUAUUAUUGUUUUUCUACUUUCAGAUGUUGAAUUUUCCAUUUGCUGGGCAAUGCUACGCUCUUAUAGCAACUAUGAAUCCAUUAAGGGGCUUAUGUGAUGGUACUAGACUUCUCUAUGCAAGACCGUAGAUUGUGGCUAGAUGUGAUUACUGUAUGUGGUGAAUGAAACUAAUUCAAUGUU